AGUUGAGAAUAUUAGUUUUGUUUUUAUGAGCGGUAGUGUUUAUAAUGCGUUUCGUAAGGAUUAUUUAAGGAAUCAUGCAGUGAGAAUUCCUCCGCUUCUUGAAGAUGGAAUUAAAGUAUUGAUAUAUGCGGGAGAAUAUGAUCUCAUUUGCAAUUGGUUAGGGAACUUGUGGUGGGUUAGGGAGAUGAAAUGGUCGGGUCAGAGACAAUUCUAUGGUGCUUCCAUAGCUUCGUAUGUAGUCGACGGUAAUUUGAAGGGACAACUUAAUAUGGACCUCUAUCAUUCCUUAAGGUUCUUAACUCUGGACAUAUGGUUCCUAUGGAUCAACCCAAAGUGGCAUUGGAGAUGCUGGAUAGAUGGAUAAAAGGGAUUCUUUGAAUGUCGGAAAGAACCAUUGCUUCAGUAGUCAGAUCAGAUUAAUUCAUUGUUCG
This is a messenger RNA of Impatiens glandulifera, 431 nucleotides long. RefSeq names its product serine carboxypeptidase-like. The record is from RefSeq and is a predicted model, not a curated record. Gene Ontology annotation, biological process: proteolysis. The transcript has 3 exons. Lineage: Eukaryota; Viridiplantae; Streptophyta; Magnoliopsida; Ericales; Balsaminaceae. The coding region runs from base 26 to 364 and encodes 112 amino acids. Gene Ontology annotation, molecular function: serine-type carboxypeptidase activity.